Molecule: messenger RNA, 401 nt
Organism: Entrophospora candida
Lineage: Eukaryota; Fungi; Glomeromycota; Glomeromycetes; Entrophosporales; Entrophosporaceae
Source: the annotation of a GenBank genome assembly
UUUUCGAAAAAAAGCGCGAUGUAGACUCCUUGGAAAAACGCGCACCAAAAGAUACAGUCAAAGGUGCUUUUGCAAGAUUCGCUGGCAGUAAUGAAGUCAAAGGUAUAGUUACCUUUGUUGAGGACGUUGGCGCUAAACCUCGAGAGAUAAUUUCAACUGCAGUGUUCUCCAAUGGUUUUGUGGAUAAGAAUAUUAAAAAUUAUAGAUUUACCAUUGGAAACAAAAAUGUGGAUGAAUUUUUUUCAAUCUUGGUAAUUGAUCCUCCUAGAGCAAAAAUUUUCGAUUGCUUUGCUAAUACUACUAUCGAGGGGCUUACAGUUAAAAAUAUCGUAGGCAAGAAAUUUCUUAUUGAGAGAAAGAUUAAUGAGAAAUUUAAAAAAAUUGGCCAAAUGCUUAUUUGA